CACGGAAGCUGAGCGGAAACCAUGACUAAGAAAUACACCUAUCAGAGAAAACAUAAAGCAGUCACGACAGUACGCCCUCAGACGUUUCGAUUUCUCGAUCUACCCCUCGAGCUGCGACGCUUUGUGUACAACUUCCUCCCAAUACGCACGAAGCAUACCGUAAUCUAUGGCGGAAUGCCUGAAAAUCAUCUGUCGGAAGAUAAGCCUGCGACGUUCACUCUUAAUACCAAGAUCAUCUCGGCACAACUCUUGUGCACAUGCCGCCAGAUCAAUCUGGAGGCCAAACCCUACGUGGAGAGAAUACUCGCAGUGAUCAAGGAGGACAUCCCACGUAUCACCAUGGACUAAUAUGCAUGGUCGUAUCUGAGUACACACGGCGACGUGCUGUACAGAACCUUGCUAUAGUUUCAGAUAUGAGGUGUCAUUGCAAAUCUACGAAGCUGCAUGCCACGACCGUUCCUUGGUUGCACGGCGAUCAUGCCAGCAGUGACCGGCGCAUUCUUCCAUGGUGUGGAGUACGAGCGAGCUAUAGUGCAGUAGAACGUGAAACUUGGGCUUACAGGCCGCAUGCUUAAAAUGCAGCUUCGCCACGCUGAGCAGGGUGGCGAUGAACUCUGGAAAAAUAUACAAUUGGAAGAUGGACGGGACGAAGGUUGCACAUAACUGGGAAGGGCGGAUUCGCUAGUACACAUGGCACAAUUCAAGGAAGGGAGUGACCACAAAGGGUAGAUUCACGGGCUGCAGAGAAGUGAAAGUUGCGAAGAAAGAUUUCGUUACGUCCAUGUAC
Messenger RNA from Macroventuria anomochaeta, 787 nucleotides. RefSeq lists its product as uncharacterized. The transcript has a single exon. Lineage: Eukaryota; Fungi; Ascomycota; Dothideomycetes; Pleosporales; Didymellaceae. The record is from RefSeq and is a predicted model, not a curated record. Bases 22 to 348 code for a protein of 108 amino acids.